AUGGUUAAAAAUAAGAAAGAUGCAGAUAAAAAGGCAGCUAGGGCUGCCGAAAAAAGGGCAAGACAACAAGCAAAGUCUAUGAGGAAACAGUUGAAGGAAAUAAAAGGUCAAGAAAUUGAAGAUAUUGAAAAUAUUGUUGCAUCAAUGGAUUUGAAGGUUAAAAAGAUGGCAAAUGAGGAUUUAGGAUAUCCUUGUACUAUUUUGCCUGCAGAAAGGCCAGGUCCAAGGGUAGCAUCAUCUUAUAAUAUACAUCCCAUAACAGGUGAAUUAUUAAUUUUUGGAGGUGAGUACUAUGAUGGUCAAAAUGUCAAGGUUUACCAUGACCUUUAUAAGUGGAAUAUAGACCGUAAUGAAUGGAAAAAGGUGAUAAUAUCUAAUCCUCAAAAAUCAAAUGAUUGUUACUCUGGUGGACCCAAACCAAGAUGCUCACAUCAAAGUGUAAUAUUUAAUGACCAUUUAUUUAUACAUGGUGGUGAGUACAGUACUGAACAUCAAUUCUAUCACUUUCGUGAUUUAUGGAAAUUAAAUUUGAAAAGUUAUAUUUGGUAUGAAGUAAAAACUAUUGGUUUAAGUCCUAGUCCUAGGAGUGGCCAUAGAAUGGUUGUAUGGCGUCACUAUUUUGUAGUCUUUGGAGGAUUUCAUGAUACAUUUCGUGAAACUCGAUAUUUUAAUGAUAUAUAUAUUUUAAAUACUCAAAACUGGCACUGGACUCGAAUAGAAUUUGACAAAAGUGCAAAUUGUCCUCUUCCAAGAAGUGGUGUUCAAAUGAUAACGGCCCCAAAUGGCGAUUAUAUUUUUUUUUAUGGUGGAUAUUCUAAAGUUAAAGAUACAAAGAGAAAUUCAGUAGGUAAAAUUCAUUCAGAUUGUUGGAUUUUAGAUAUGAAACCAUUUAUGAAUAAAAAAGGUUCUCCAGUUUGGGAACGUGUAAGCCGCAAAGGCCAAUUUCCUUCUCCUAGAUCAGGUUCAUCUAUUGUAAGCUACAAGAAUAUGGCGAUAAUAUUUGGUGGGGUAUUUGAUCAAGACGAUUCUUUGGGUAUCACUUUAAAAUCUAUGUUUUUUAAUGAUUUAUAUGGUUUUGAUUUGCAAAGAAAACGGUGGUACAAAGUUGAUUUAGUAUAUAGAAAAGAUAGAAAAAAGGAAAAUAAAAAUAUUUGCAAGGGUGGACUGAAGAAAGAAAAAAAGUCCAAAUGCAAAGAUCAGAUACAAAAUGAGACUUUGGACUCAGAGGAUUCCUCAAGGUCAGAACAAAUAGAAUCUGAUUUUGAUGAUGAUAUAAACUAUGAUAAUGUCUUUGGUUACAUAGAUCAAAAUGGUCAACCGGUAAAAAUUAAACUAAAUGAAUGGGAAUCUGUUUUUGAAACUCAAAAUAUUAAUGAAACAGAAACCAACUACACUGAAGAUUCAUUAAAUAGUACCAAUGAAUGUAUGGAGCUAAUAGAUACGAAUCAAAUACAAAAAAGUGAGGUUACCACUCAAGUUGAGAAUGCUAAGCUUAAUGAAAAUUUCCUAAAAAGAGGAACAGAACUAGUAACAUCAGUUAUUGAACUCACAGAAAUUCCAUUACCUAGGAUAAAUAGUGGAAUAUUUGUUAAAGGAAGCAAUUUGUAUAUUUAUGGUGGUCUUUUAGAAAUUGGAAAUAGGGAAAUAACAAUGGAUGAUUGCUGGUGCUUUAAUCUAUCUAAGAAAAAUAAAUGGAAAUGUAUUCUUGAACCCAGAAUAAAAUUACAAGAAUGGAGAGAACAAGAUGAAUCAGAUAAUGGGGAUUUCUCUGAUAGAAUAAGUGUUAGCUCUGAAGAGUCAAGCAAUGAUAGUGAAUAUAGUUCAUCUGAUGGUUCUUGCUACUCUAGUGAAUCUGAGAACUGCACAAGUAUAUUAAAACCAAAUUUAAGAGAGAAACAUUUAGAUAUAAUCAAUAUGAAAAGAAAGUAUUGGUUAGAAAUUCGCAAAAAUUAUAAUUUAGAUGAUGAACGAAGAACACCUAAAAGGGAUGAAACCUUACGUGAAUUCUUUAACAGGACUAGAAUGUAUUGGAUCACAUUGGCUAGAGAAUCUACUUCUGAUCAAAUAACCAAUGAAAAAGAAUUAAUUCGCUAUGGAUUUUCAAUGGCCUUAGAUAGAAUAAAUGAAAUACAACCAUAUCUUACUAAAGCAAGAGAAUUAGAAGAAGUUCAAAAUAAUAUUGAAUAUAUGGAGACACGUAGUAAGAUGCAUUAG
Molecule: messenger RNA, 2214 nt
Organism: Cryptosporidium muris RN66
Lineage: Eukaryota; Apicomplexa; Conoidasida; Eucoccidiorida; Cryptosporidiidae
Product: kelch motif family protein
Exons: 1
Coding region: 1-2214 (737 amino acids)
Molecular function (GO): protein binding
Source: RefSeq, a predicted model, not a curated record